AUGUUUAAAACUGCUUCUUGGGAUGCUGACGACAAUGAGACUUGUAAUAAAAUGUUUCAGAAUCCUCCAAGGGGUAAAAUAAAGAAUAAAUCCAAAAAGGCUCUUAAAAUUAAAAAUAAAGUAGAGAAAAAUAAUAGUACUUUCAAUCCAAAAAUAUUAAUUAAUGCUAAAUCCUUAAAUAAAAAAGAAAAUCCAUUUAUAGUUAAAGAUGAAAAGUUCUUAAAUAAAAAUGGUAACCAGUCUCCCAAAAAAAAUAAGAAAAAAUCAUUAAAUAUAAAUGUUGCGGAGUCUCCAUCUAAAGUUAACACAAAGUUAAAAUCUCCAUCUAUAGUUAAGAAAAAGUUUCAAAAUAAAAAUGGUAAGGAGUCUCAAUCAAACAAAGAACAAAAUGGAGAAAGAAUUAAGCUAGAAAAAAACAAGAAAAAGAAUAAAAACAAACUGAAACUCAAUGACCAGAAUAAUGCAGAUAAAAUAUCCAAAUAUGAAGCCCUCCAAGAAAAACGAGCUAAAAUAAAAACAAACAAUCCAACAAAAGAUAUAAAUAAAUGUACAAAAAAAGCCAAGUUACUAUUAAAGUUAAAAGAAACAAUGCAAACGCAAGCAGAUAAAAGGCAUAAAAAACCUGUUUUAUCCCUCAGAGAAAAAAUGAUGGCUAAAUUAAAAUCAGCCCGUUUUAGAUAUUUAAAUGAGCAAAUUUAUACAACUACUAGUAAAGAAGCCCAAAACAUUUUCAAAACUGAUCCAGAUGCUUUCCAAGCCUAUCAUGAAGGGUAUAGGCAACAGGUGGAAAGGUGGCCCCUGAAUCCAGUGGACAAUAUUAUUGACACCAUCAAGAAAAUGCCUAAAAAUUAUGUUAUUUCAGAUUUUGGAUGCGGUGAUGCCAAAUUAGCAAAAUCUGUUACGCAAAAAGUCCAUUCUUUUGAUUUGGUGGCAAGCAAUGAGUUGGUUACAGCAUGUGAUAUGGCACAUGUUCCAUUACAAAACCAAUCAGUUGAUGUGGUAGUUUUUUGUUUGUCUCUCAUGGGUACCAAUCUACAUGAAUAUUUAUUGGAGGCUAAUAGAGUGUUAAAAGUGGGGGGCUUUUUAAAGAUUGCAGAAGUUGAAAGUAGAUUUGAUGAUGUUGAUAUGUUUAUAAAAGGAGUUGAAACUUUUGGAUUUAAGAAGAAUUGGAAAGAUUUAUCACAUAAUUUAUUUUAUUUCCUAGACUUUAAAAAGGCAAAUGCAAUAAAUAAUAAGAAGAAACUUCCAGCGUUAAGUUUACAGCCGUGUAUAUAUAAAAAACGAUAA
Brassicogethes aeneus is the source of this 1287-nucleotide messenger RNA. The record is from the annotation of a GenBank genome assembly. Lineage: Eukaryota; Metazoa; Arthropoda; Insecta; Coleoptera; Nitidulidae.